AUGGACCAAGAGUUAGUCCCUUUAGAAGCUGGGGUGCCAAGACCUAGACCAGGUCGACAAGCAAGCGUUCCCAAUAGAUCCUGUUACAAGGGUCCCAUAAGAUUAUGCAGGCUGCUCAUUUUGAUGAUUGUGCUCCCAUCUAUAUGUAUCUUCACUCCACUAUAUAUGAAGUAUCGUGUCUUCUCCGGCCAAAUGUAUCCUAUGAGUAUGACAGAUAUGCGGCUCAUUGAUGGCAAGAUAUCACCUACUUGGUGCCAGACACAAGUAGUAAAAUCUAAUGCUACAUUCAACGCGUUCGUAGUCCCAGAUUUUCCAGAGUUGACUGAAGACUUAGUUCCUGUCUCAAUGACACGACAGCUUGAACUGGAGGAUGAUAUGAAGGAGUACUGGGGCUUUUACCUACUGAAGGGAUCUACUGUGACUGUAUCAGCCUGUUGCAGAUGGCCAGGUGCAUCACUAAUAAUGAUAAAAGGCUACAAACACCUGCAGGAGUGCGCGUACAUUGGCGACGACUCGUCUGAAGAACUGGACGAACUACUAGAAGCACACCAGCUAGGCCUCAUGAACAAUGCCACGCUCUGGGAAAAGAUUAUGCAGCUGAAAAAAGAAGAUGGAAAAGCUAAUGAUCCUGAAGCAAUGAAGCGCCACAAGGCUGGUGUGAGUUUUCACGAUCCUUCCCACGUCAGUAACGUUACAUCAUCUGCAGAGGUCCCAGACAUUGAUGUUACUGACCACGAUCCUAAAGAAUUACGAGCAAUACUGGAGCACCUACAUGCACUACGUCAGGCGGCAAAGAACGAAGAGCUAAAACACUAUCGUCCACCACCACACCUUAUGUCUCUACCUAGCUUACAUCGUCAUAGAGACACCAAUGUAGAUAAGGAUGAAAGACAAUGGAUCUCUUUUAAAGAUAUUGAUGGGAACUCAAGUAUCUCAGCGACAGAAAAGACUGAAUUAGAUAUUAAUAUUAUUAACAGUUCACACGUUAAUAGUAAUCUAAAUAGCACCGCAGAUUAUAGUAUUAUAAAUAAUACAACUCAAAUAAAAAAUGAUAGCAUAGAUACCGAAACUAUGAAAGUUAAUAAUUCUAAAGAAAUAUCAAAUGAUGUAGAUAAAAUGAACGAUAAACAAAAAGAAUCCGAGAAUGACGCAGAGAGCUCGAAGGAAGUGUUUCUCGAAGUUCUAAAUCGUCUUCAAGCGCUUGGAGAUAGGGGAAAGAGAGUUCUCGUGAGGCUACACGAAAGUAUGGGAGUAGGAUAUAAAGAUAAGGAUACGCCAGACGUGACUCAAGUGAUGUCAGCGGUGAGAGGAAGUGACGAAGAACUAGAACGUCUCCGGAAGGUGCUGGUAGAAGCCAUCGAUGAGGAGAAGACCAGACCUCAAAGACAGGAAAAACGUCGUGUCGCUCGUGAAGACGCAAGAACUAAACGCCAGCUGAUGCUGGGCCAUAUAGAACUUACCCAGCAGUUCAAUGCAGACGAUGAAGCUAGGGACUAUGCUGCUGAGGAGGGUUUGUCCCCAGAUGGCUACGCAGAGCAUCAUCAGACAGUGAACGAAACGACUCCAUUUGACAUGUCCAAUUCGGAAUUUUGGUCCUCAUUCUCCAGUAGUGAAGAAGCUUUAUUGGAAUGUGAAGGUCUGAUUCUUAAUCUUCCACUAACACCUCAUCGUGAGUGCCAUGAUGGAGCUGACACAUUAGUCGCAGCUAGGGCUAAUGCGCUGACUUACAGAGUCCCAGCAAACGGCUAUUACUUCUUCGUAUUUAAUUCAGAGAAUGAAGUCCAAAAAAACUUCAUCAAAGCUCGUUUCGACCUUCAGAAGACCAGAUAUGAUGUCGCCAGGACCACGCUCAGGGAGUGCAGGAAUAAGACUGAUAGAUGUGAUCUUCCACUUGAUAUAUUUUCCUCACAAAAGGUAGUCCUUGAGCUGCCCCUUCGAAACAAUGACUCCCUUUGGAACGAACAAUUCGUGAUAAUAUCAGAAUGUGAGCCCCGGACUUCGGUCUACCUUGUGUGCGUACUUGCUGUACCUGUGCUUAUUAUGAUAUUUGCAUUUCAAUGA
This is a messenger RNA of Pieris macdunnoughi, 2061 nucleotides long. Lineage: Eukaryota; Metazoa; Arthropoda; Insecta; Lepidoptera; Pieridae. The record is from the annotation of a GenBank genome assembly.